Messenger RNA from Penaeus vannamei (Pacific white shrimp), 654 nucleotides. NCBI's taxonomy places the organism in Eukaryota, Metazoa, Arthropoda, Malacostraca, Decapoda, Penaeidae. The record is from RefSeq and is a predicted model, not a curated record.
AUGCCUCCAGAGACCUCAGGAGAUAAGGUUUCCCAGCCGAGGUCGCCUCAUUACCAUUCACUCGGGGGUCUGAGGUCGCCAGGGUACACGCAGGUCGCCGGGUCGCUUCUAUCGCUUCCUUUGGUGGAAAUUAAACUUGGUUUUAAUUCGAAAGAGAGUCAGGCAUAUUUUCUGAGAGAGGACAAGGUCCAAGAAUCAAUAGGAACGAUCAUGGUAGUGGGAAGAAGUGAGAGAGUUCGAGAAGUCAGAUAUAGAGAGGAGAUUCAGAGACAGGAGAUAUCAUUAUUGGGAAUAGUACGAGAGAGAGGUGUCAAGUCAGUCUCAAGAGAUCAGAGUCGAGUUCAGAAGAGUAGAGUCAGAGAUCAAGAGAGUCUAGGAACCAAUCUGCUGGAUGACAAAGGAGUGAAUAUUGAAAGCAAAUACUUCAGUCAUCCCAAAUUUGCUGAUAAUAUAAUCUUUCUGAAAGCCACAGAAGAACCAGAACGAAUGCCAAAUGACCUCAACGAAGCUAGUCAGAAAGUCGGCCUCACCAUGAACAUUAGUGAAACCAAAAUCAUGAGAAACGAAUAUGUGGAUGAGGAAGACCCAGAUCAAACUGUUACCGUCCAUGACACAGCAGCUGACGAAAUUGAUCAUUACACCUGCCUACGCUAG